CUCUCUGAUGGGUGUAUUUCACCCAUGACCGGUCAAAGAUCCGAACCAGAAAAUCGACCGGUCAGUAAAGUCGAGCUCGAAAGGAAGUGAUGAAUCGUCAGAGGAUUGACCUAAAACUUUGACCGGUAUACUUCGAGUAGUAUACCGGUCAAACUCGCCUAUGGUCUAAAUCCAUCCUUCGAAGUUGGCCCAAACCCACAAGAACCAACCGGUGCAGUUUUUUGGGAGUGUCGGCAGGAGGAAUUCAAAAAGGAUUUGGACUAUAGUGGUUGGAAUUGAAGAGAUGCUGGAGGAACAUUUCCAAGCCAGAACACGACAAAGGACGAGGGCCUCGCGUCAAGAGGAGGAAGCAGAAAGCCAGCCCAGGGUACCGGUGGCUAACCGGUUGACCGUCCCCAACGACCGCGUCCAGCAGAUGGAGGCAAAGUUAGAGAGGCUGGAAAAGAAAGUCGGGGAGAAGAGUGACCGGGACAAACCUCUCGCGGGCUCCCCGUUCACCGCAAGGGUCCAUCUGACACCUUUCCCGCGAAAGGUUAAGAUAGACGCCCCAAGGUUCACCGGUAAGGAGGACCCAGAAAUCCACCUGGACUCCUUCAAUCAGAGUGCAACCAUGAACGGUUGCACAGAUGAAGAAAAGUGCCUCCUUUUCUUCCAGACCUUGCGGAAUCGAGCCACUGAAUGGUUCAACAAACUUCGCCCGGGAAGUAUUGACUCGUUCAGUGACUUGGCCUCAAAAUUCAAGGCCAAGUUCCAGGAGAACUGUACCAAGAGGAAGAAGUUCACCUAUCUUAGUACGGCCGGGCAGAGGGAAUCUGAGAACCUCACCCAAUUCCUUACCCGAUGGAAGGAAGAGGUAGACAAGGUGGAAGAGAUGGAUGACAAAACCGUGUUGUCCCUUCUUUUGAAUGGCUUACGUGCCGGGGAGCUAUACAAGGAGUUCUGCCGAAAACCCCCGGCCACGUAUCAGGAGGCCUACCACACUGCAUGGGAGUUUGCUGAGGCUGAAACUCAACUCCGGACGAAGAAAGAAGCUGAGCAUGAUUAUAAGCCCAAGCCGGUGCAGGUCAAGAAGGAAGAAGCGCCGGGACCCAGCCGGCCGAGGCACCACUAUGACCCGGUAGUCCGAGUGGUCAACACAGAAGAGUGCCAGGAGGUAAGGAAAGCACCGGCUCCUUACCCGGUCAACCCUCCGGAAAAUCCUACCGGUCAAGUAGGACGGCAGUGGUCGGGCACCUAUUGUUCAUACCACAGGUCAGAUUCCCAUAGCACUUCCGAAUGCAAGAGUGUUAAGGGGGUAAUCCGGCAGAUGAUAGACAGCGGAGAACUGGGCAAGGACUAUCUGCAGAAAGCCCAGGAGAAGAAUCAUCAAUGGGUAAGGCCAGCGACCCAGGAAAAUGACCGGGACAAUGACCGGCGGAGGAACAACCGGCAAAGGGAGCAACAACCAGCCCCUGAAAAGGAACACAUCGGCAUGAUCUUCGGCGGACCUGAGGGUGGAGACUCAGCCGCGCAACGGAAGAACUGGGUCCGGAGCAUUUACGUUGGUGAAGUAAGCGCUGAACCGCCCAGGCGUAAACAUGUUAGGAGGGAGCCGAUCGUCUUCACUAACCGGGAUCUCCCUCCUAUCGGUGAAGAUCACAACGAUCCAUUGGUCAUCACCAUGGACAUUAAUGGGGUGGAUGUCGCCCGGGUACUUGUUGACACCGGCAGCAGUGUCAACAUCCUCUACCUGGAGACCUUCCAGAAACUCAGGUUGUGUCGGACACAACUUGAACCCCUCAAAACCCCUCUCUCAGGCUUCACGGGAGAUACGGUGGAAGCUGAAGGGUCCAUAGUUCUACCGGUCGAACUAGGUUCGGGCAAAAAGACCGUGUGGAAAAAGAUGCGAUUUAUUGUGGUGGACAUCAAAUGCGUCCACAACGCCAUCCUUGGGAGGCCGGGCAUCAAUAAGGUCGGGGUGGUAAUUUCCAUGCCUCACCUGUGCAUGAAGUUCCACACUUCAAGCGGUGUGGGUGAGGUGAAAGGCGACCAGAGGAACGCCCGGGAGUGCUAUGCCCAGGCGGUUAAAAAGAUGACUAAGGGGGUCAACGUCAUCUCCCAAGAAAUCACCAAGGGAGAGACCCGGGAGAAAUUGGAGCCCGAGGCUGAGACGGUGGAAAUCGAACUUCACCCGGGUGAUUCUUCAAGGAUGGUCAGAAUCGGAGCCAACCUCCCGGAAGAUCUCAAGGCAGAGAUUACACGGGUGCUCCAAGAGUACGCGGGCAUAUUUGCAUGGAGCGUGGCAGAUAUGCCCGGAAUUGACCGCUCAAUCAUCUGUCACCGGUUGGCAGUAAGGGAGGGAAGUCGACCGGUACGCCAGAAGAAAAGGUACCUGGCCAGCGACCGGCGAGACUUCGUCAAGAAGGAGGUGAAGGACCUCCUUAGUGUUGCACUAAACGGAGCAGAAAGUAGGUACACGGCGAUGGAAAAAACAGCCUACGCGCUUUUCAUCUCCGCAAAAAAGUUAACAUCCUACUUCCAAGCUCACCCGGUAGAAGUCUUGACUGAUCAACCGCUGGGUGCAGUGUUGCGAAAUUCGACAUCUUCCGGGAGGAUGGUGAAAUGGGCGAUGAUGUUAACUCAAUUCAACAUUGAGUACCGGCCAAGGUCGGCAAUCAAGGGGCAAGCCCUUGCGGACUUCCUUGUAGAGAUGACCGGUAUAACUUCAGAUGAACCGGUCAACAAACCCACCGAGCAAUGGUGGGAGAUGGCGGUAGAUGGGGCAUCUGGCCCUAGAGGAUACGGGGGUGGAGUCGUGUUUACCACCCCAGAAGGGUUCAAGAUCUACCAUGCAAUCGUCUUCAACUUCAAAUUAACGAAUAAUGAAGCCGAAUAUGAAGCUCUGGCAGGAGGGCUCAAACUUGCCCAAGCUCUGAAGAUCAACCGGUACAAGGACCUAAUACUUGCCUUGUUGAAAGGCUUCGAGGAAUUCAAAAUUGCCCAAAUCCCCCGGGCGGAGAAUGCGGAUGCAGACCUUCUCUCAAAGUUGACGCAAUAUGCCCCCGAGCAUGUUUCAAAACUUGCCCGGGUAGAAAUUCUUGAUCAUGCCAGCAUUGAAAAAUUGGAAGUAGCCGCCAUAACGGAAGCUGGCCAACCUGACCGGUCAAACUUGAUCGGGGCGGAUGACAACUGGAUAUAUGAUCUGAUGGAAUACUUGAUGGAUGGGACCUUGCCAGAACAGGAUGACCGGGCGAGAAAAGUGAAGCUCAGGGCACCCCGGUUCCAAGUCCUUGAUGGGAAGCUGUACAAAAGGGCAUUCGGGGGGCCACUCCUGAGGUGCCUAACCAACCGGGAAGCUGAGCGAGUCAUAGCAGAAGUUCACGAAGGUGUAUGCGCGGCGCAUCAAAUGUCGCGCACCCUUUCCCAGCGCAUCAUCUUGUUGGGGUAUUACUGGCCAACAAUUGUCCAAGACUGUGAGAGGAGGGCUCACGGGGAAACUCCAUUUUCCCUAACCUAUGGGUGUGAAGCGAGGCUGCCCAUCGAAGCUGAAUUCCCGACAUUUCAGGAAUCAAAUUAUCAACCCCAGCAAAAUGAAGAAGAUCACUUGGCCGAACUCAAUUUGGUCGAAGAACGGAGAAUGGCUGCGGAAGUUAAAAUGAGCACAUAUCAACAGGUCGUAAAAAAAUACCACGACAACAAGGUUGGACCACGAUACUUUCAAGUCGGUGAUGAAGUUCUACGAAGAAGGGAGGCUAGUAGACCUGGAGACGGAGGCAAGCUGGCCAAGAACUGGGAAGGACCUUACCGGGUGAGAACUAUCAUUCGCCCGGGAACCUACCGGUUAGAAACUCUAGAUGGUGUACCGGUUGAAAGAACCUGGAAUUCCCACCAUCUUCGCAAGUUCUACAAGUGACUGUAAUACUAGGCAAGGCCUACUUCAAUUAUCAAUCAAAUCAAAGUUCGAUACUUUACAUGGUAGCAGCAUAAUUGAUAGGUCGAACCUAUCCUAGGAGGGCUUCCCGGGUGGAUCGGAUCCACUCGGAUAAGCCAACUGAGACACAGGCUCGGACCUGGCACGCUGGUUACUACACCGGUCUUGCUCAGUAUAAU
Messenger RNA from Cuscuta campestris, 4089 nucleotides. Lineage: Eukaryota; Viridiplantae; Streptophyta; Magnoliopsida; Solanales; Convolvulaceae. The record is from the annotation of a GenBank genome assembly.